Messenger RNA from Drosophila ficusphila, 2506 nucleotides. RefSeq names its product selenoprotein P (gene Egfrap). The record is from RefSeq and is a predicted model, not a curated record. Lineage: Eukaryota; Metazoa; Arthropoda; Insecta; Diptera; Drosophilidae. The transcript has 6 exons. Bases 426 to 1733 code for a protein of 435 amino acids.
CGUUUGCGUUGAGUCAGCGGAAGCGAACGUCGUCGUCGGAGUAGCAGCAGCAACAUCGCAACAUCGCACCAACAGCAGCAACAUAAGCCGUGUUCGUCGUGCCCAUGUUGCUAGUUUUCGGUUGAAUAUCGCAAAGAGACAGGUUGCCAGGCGGAUUAAAGUUGCAGCCUAUUUCGUAACAGUUAAAAAGUGUGUGUGCAUAACUCAAGCGAUUGCGAAACAAGUGUUUACAAAAAAAAAAAAAUCAGAGAAACCAACAAAAUUAGUGCCCCGAAAUAUACAGAAAUUAAUUGGUUUACGCCUGUGACCUUUGGCAAUCAAGUGCCACCUGUUGCUGGGGACACAAGGAGCUGGCUCUCUGAACAGCAAUAUUUAUAAGAUGCAAUAAAAUCUAGAGAACCUUAUAGUUGAUACAUCCAUUAUUGAUGACCAUGCAGGAUAUACGCCUACGCCUGGAACCGCAGCACAGUACAGUCACGUUUAUAUCCUCCGCCUCCUCCACCGCCUCGUCCUCGUCCUCCUCCCAGACAGCUGAGACCACGCUGAUUGAGACAGCUGAGAAGUCGCUAGCCAGUGAAGCAGGUGCUGGAACAGUGACAACGACAUCGCCGCAGCAUUACUUCCAUCAUCAUCAUCCGCCGGCACAUCCGCAUCCGCAGCCCCAACCCCGCCAGCAGCAGCAUCCGCAUAGCCACUCGCAUCCGCAUCCGCAUUCGCACCUCCAACGGCGGCCGGUGGAGCAGUUGCAACUGCUGCACAGCCACCACGAUGUUCAGGAGCCAGCCGAACAGGAGCAUCCGCAUCAUCCGCACCAGCAUCCGCACUCCAGCUCGCCGGCAAAUCCGCAUCCGCACCAUCUGCGCUCGCCAAGCUCCGAGGAGGAUAAUUCGCCCACUGAAAUGAAUAAUUGCCGUCGUUUGGUUGAUAAACCGCCGCUGGUGAAGCGGCUGACGAUGGGCAUUGGCCUGCUGCGGGGAACCGAGGACAGCCGUCCCCUGGUGCACAGCACCUGCGGCUCCUCCCUGACCUCCGGAUCCGGGUGCGGGUCCACCCAGACCAUCUCCGACGGCUAUGUGAACGAGGCCAUCUGCGAGCCGGACAAGUACGUGGCCAGCAAGUUCGGCGACUCCUGCCGCCAGUCGCUCUCCGCACUGGAAAGUGCCACCCAGCGGUUGCAGGUGGAGCUGCCCGCCAGCAACAAAAAGUAUCUGCGGGAGACGUGCAGCGCCAACUCCAGUCCGAAAUUGUUUCCUGCCCACGGCUCCCUGCGUCUGGAUAAUCUCAGCCUUUCGGAGCAGCAGGAGCUGAAGGGGGCUGCCUGGUUCCAGGCGGGGAUUCCCCGGGAAAUAUCCCUCGAGGUCUUAUCGCGCCAGAGCCCGGGUGCAUUUCUAGUGCGUCAGAGCAGCACAAAGCCGGGCUGUUUCGCCCUCUCCCUUCGCGUUCCGCCGCCAUCGCCACGGGUGGCCCAUUAUCUGAUCCUCCGGACGCAAAGGGGAUACAAAAUUAAGGGUUUCACCAAGGAGUUCAGCUCGUUGAAGGCGCUCAUCACGCACCAUUCGGUGAUGCCGGAACUUCUGCCCGUACCGCUGACCCUGCCACGCCCCCCGAACGCCCGAUCCCAGCGAUCGCAGGCGGCCUACGGGGGCGGGGGAAGUGGGAACGGGGGAGCGGACUUCGAGAUGUACGGCUCGCUCAACGAUUUUCGCAAAAUGAUGGCCGAUUUGAAUGUGUGACCGCUGGGCGCACUUAAUUAAUUAAGUAAUUAUGUCACGUUGAUUGAAUUAAGCUGCCCGCCCGGCUUGUCACAUUGUCCGGGUCGAGACGGGAUAACAAUCUGUUUAAUUUGCGUAAUUGGCUGUGCUGACGACGGUUGACGUGGCUACCGACAAAUAGGGUCCAUGUCCAUGUCCCAUGUCCACAUCCAUGUGUACUCCGCCAGACUCUGGGCCCACCUGUCCAUCCGUCUGGCCGUCUAUCUGUCCUUUCGUUCGUCCGUCUGUCCGCCAGGUGCCACAAAGAGUGCACAAAUUUUUAUUAAAAUUGAUAAUAAAAUCAGCUACGUGGGCGCCGGCUGCGGUUGCAAAGGGGGCGGGGCCAACCAUUGAGUGAGCUCAAAUCAUUUUUGCGAAACUGAUUAAAAAAGUGCAAAAACAUGCAAUAUGUAUACGCAAACAGACAUCAAGUGAUUAUUAUUUUUCGCGUUUUUAUCAUUUUUGUGCGUUUCUGGAUGCUUUUUGCUGAGUGGCAGGUGCAGCAGACAGAAAUCCGAAUGGGGCACUCGGAUUAAAUGUUAAUGUUUGGAUGGAUGGCUGGUAAAUCGAGGGGCGGCGGAAGGGGUUUGGAGCCCUGCAUCGGGAUGGGUACAAUGGACUCUUUUUGCGGUGCAUUUGAUGCACUCGUCAGGCGGAGGACUAGCUAGAUAGACUUAUAUAAUAACUAAAUAAUAUACCAAUUACAUAUACUGUAACUCUAUGUAUUUUGUGUAAUAAAACAUAUGAAAAGUUAA